This is a messenger RNA of Ceratosolen solmsi marchali, 1863 nucleotides long. RefSeq names its product putative fatty acyl-CoA reductase CG5065. Gene Ontology annotation, biological process: long-chain fatty-acyl-CoA metabolic process. The transcript is spliced from 6 exons. Lineage: Eukaryota; Metazoa; Arthropoda; Insecta; Hymenoptera; Agaonidae. Gene Ontology annotation, cellular component: peroxisome. The coding region runs from base 44 to 1573 and encodes 509 amino acids. The record is from RefSeq and is a predicted model, not a curated record. Gene Ontology annotation, molecular function: alcohol-forming very long-chain fatty acyl-CoA reductase (NADP+) activity.
UAAAUUUAGUAUCAUUUACGGUCACUUCUUAAACGACAACAAAAUGACUAACAUGGGCUCGGAAAAACCAAGUAUUACAGAGUGGUUUCAGGGUAGACAUGUAUUGGUUACGGGCGGUACUGGUUUUAUGGGAAAGGUUUUGGUGUCGAAGUUCCUCAAGAGCUGCCCGGAAGUUGAAGCGAUCUAUUUAAUAAUAAGAGAAAAAAAAGGUAUUCCUUCAAAAAAUCGAAUUUCGACUUUAGUACAGCAAGAACCGUUUAGAUUACUGCGGGAGAAUCACCCGGAAAGGCUAAAAAAGCUAGUUGUUGUACCGGGUGACACCACGUGUGAUGGACUUGGAAUGUCAACAGAUGAUGCAAAUAUUAUAAAGAACAAUGUUUCUGUUGUUAUUAAUAUGGCAGCUAAUGUGCGUUUUGAUGUGCCACUCAAAAGCGCUGUUACUAUGAACACUAAAGGCACUGCUAAUGUAAUUGCUCUUGCAAAACAGUUGAAAAACCUGGACUCCUUUAUUCACGUAUCUACAGCCUAUUGUCAUUGCCAUGAAACAGUGUUAUACGAGAAACAUUAUCCUGUGAGCAUCUCUCCCGAGGCAAUAAUGAAAAUUGUUGACGAAAUCCCUGAAAAUAUUGUCAGCGCCAUGUCUCCUAAUCUUCUCGGCGAACAACCAAAUACCUAUGCCUUCACUAAAGCUUUGGGUGAAGAUUUAGUAAAUAAAUGUGGUUUACCAUCUGGUAUAUUACGACCAUCUAUCGUGGUAGGAUCAUUAAAGGAGCCUGAUUGCGGUUGGGUAGACAACAUAAACGGGCCUACCGGUUUGAUGAUCGGCGCUGGCAAAGGCGUCAUACGUUCGAUGCUUGGGAAGCCCCACUAUAAAGCUGAUCUUAUACCUUGCGACCUCGCUGUCAACAUGACUAUAGCACUUGCCUGGAAAGUUGGUCUGGAGAAACCUGAGAAGACUCUUUUUGUCAACAGUACUUUAAGUGAUGAAAAUCCUAUCACUUGGGGAGAGGCUAUCGAAACUGGCAGGCAGUGUGUCAUUACUAAUCCCUUCUCACAACCUUUGUGGUAUCCUGGAGGAAAUUUUACAACAUCUAAAUUUGUUCACUUUAUGAUUGUAAUCUUAUUUCAAUUGAUUCCCGCUUAUAUUUUGGAUGGUCUUCUAAUGUUAACUGGAAAUAAACCGUUUCUCAUUAAAGUGCAAGAUAGAAUACAUUAUGGAAUCAAACUAGUCGAUUAUUACAUGAGGAAAGAAUGGGUUUUUAAAAAUGAGAAUCAGAAAGCUCUACUUGAGAGUCUCAGCCUUCAUGACAGAAAAAUCUUUUAUAUGAAUGUAAAGGAAAUCAAGUGGUCCGAAUUCAUCAGCAAUUAUAUUCUGGGAGCUAGAAAAUAUUACCUCAAAGAUGAUCCUUCAACUCUACCUCGAGCUCGACGCAUCUUCGCUUAUCUUUACGUUAUAGACCAAGUCGUUAAAAUUGGAUUUAUGUUACUCGCUGGCUGGCUCAUAUAUUCUUGCCUACUUCCUUAUAAGACAAUAAUCGGUACCUCCUUUCAUGCCAGUGAACUUGUAGAUUAAUAUACAUCCCCUUCGAGUAUUGUUGUCAGUAUGUGCCAUAGAAUACCAGCUUUAUACACGUAUAUCAGUUGAUCGAGAUGUUGGCUGACGUUGACAUGCGAAUGAUGAAUGUUAAUUAGUAUUUUGUUAGUGAAAAAUUAAAAAUGUUUAUGUAAGAUGAUAAUUUACGAUAAAUAGAGUUUAUUUAACGUAGGAAUUUUUCAUUAUUCAGUAAAUUCAAUGCCGUUAUUUGAAUAUCACACUCCAUUCUAUGAUAACUUAAAUUUAAACCAGAAUCUAUGUUCGAUGCU